Drosophila melanogaster (fruit fly) is the source of this 9296-nucleotide messenger RNA. RefSeq names its product enhancer of bithorax (gene E(bx)). The record is from RefSeq and is marked reviewed. Bases 638 to 8923 code for a protein of 2761 amino acids. NCBI's taxonomy places the organism in Eukaryota, Metazoa, Arthropoda, Insecta, Diptera, Drosophilidae. Gene Ontology annotation, cellular component: NURF complex; nucleus. Gene Ontology annotation, biological process: positive regulation of transcription by RNA polymerase II; chromatin remodeling; negative regulation of DNA-templated transcription. The transcript has 14 exons.
UAGCUAUGUUCAAAACUGUAAUGUUAGGUAAAAGUCUCUUUCGCAGUGUGCUGAAGAUAGUUAAAAAUAUUAGAAUAUAUCGUGUUAAAUCCUGUGCAAUUAUUCCGCAACAUGCUGGGUAAUUUGCGCAGUUAAUCCAUGUGUUAAUUGUGAAAGAAGAGUGACAUUUAAACAGACGCAAAAAUUUUCACGGUUGCUUAAAUGGCGGACAAUGUGCGUUGGCUUCAUUUCAUCGCACUCGCACACAUACAAUCGAACUUGGUGGUGCUGUCCAGUGCGUUUGCCGUCCAACACUAGAAGCCAAGAAUGUGUUUUGAAUACAUGUACUUAAUGUAUUUAAUCGGAACCGUUAUUCUGAACUAAACAAGCUCUUUUGGCGGGUUUUUUUCAACUCCAAAUUUGCGCAAUACAAAGAAAGUGAACACCCAACGACAAACUUUUGACGAUCUGAUCGAUUUUUCCCCCACAUACGCUGUUGAGUAAAUGUGUGUUUGAAUGUGCCCCGUAAAUACAUAGCUAGCUGAGUGCGAAUCUAAUGUGCAGCCUCGCAGCAUUAACUUGGAACAAUAUCUGAGGAGAGUACCCCCACGCACCCCUGCACACAGCCAGAUAAAUACGCAAGGCGAAAACAAACAAGAUGAGCGGUCGCGGCAGCCGUAAACGUGGACGUCCGCCAAAGACGCCCAACGAACGCGCAUCAGGACGCUUCAAUUACCAGCUUCUCAAGAAGCCGAAGUAUCUCAGCGAGGGAAAGUCGCAGCCCAGCACUCCGUCGGCAUCCAGGGGCAUUUCUCCACAGAGCGACGAGGGCAGCAGGAGCAGCCACAACAACCACACCAAUCGCAGUCGCGGGAGCGCCGCUAAGAGGGGACGAGGCCGCAAAUCCGCCGUGCAACCGAACACCAGUAGCUACUCUGGAAGGAAAGGGUACGAGUCGGAGUAUCACUACGGGUCAGAUUUUGGGGAUUCCGAAGAAGAUAAAUCCGAUAAUGAGGAUGAUAUGCUGCUUACUCCCAGCGACGACGAGAGCCUAGAAGUAGCCAACGAGAGCGAAUCAGAGUUUUCCGUGUGCAGCUUUAACCAAAAUGGAGUUGGUCGGCCGCCACGUCCUCCUAGCCCAGAACCUGUGUGGCUGCAGGAAGGUCGUCAGUAUGCAGCGCUUGAUUUGCCGGACUCGUCGGAGGAUCUUUUCAUUGCUAAUACACACGUUUUGCGCGCGCUAAGUAUCUAUGAAGUACUGCGACGAUUUCGCCACAUGGUCCGCCUUUCACCAUUCCGAUUUGAAGACUUGUGUGCAGCGCUGGCUUGUGAGGAGCAAAGUGCAUUAUUGACGGAGGUACACAUAAUGCUGCUUAAAGCGAUUCUUCGAGAAGAGGACGCGCAGGGUACACAUUUUGGCCCGCUGGAUCAAAAAGAUACGGUUAAUAUAAGUCUUUACCUGAUUGACUCUAUAACGUGGCCGGAAGUUUUGCGAAGCUAUGUAGAAAGCGAUAAGACAUUUGAUCGCAACGUGUUUCACAUUUUAAGCCACACUGAAUACCCUUACACGGGCAUUGACAACCGGCUUGAAGUGCUCCAGUUUCUGUCAGAUCAAUUUUUAACUUCCAAUUCUAUACGAGAUGUAAUGCUGCAGGAGGGACCUAUUCAUUAUGAUGACCAUUGCCGAGUGUGCCAUCGGCUCGGUGAUUUAUUAUGUUGCGAGACGUGCCCUGCUGUCUAUCAUUUGGAAUGUGUAGACCCGCCAAUGAAUGACGUACCUACUGAGGAUUGGCAGUGCGGGCUUUGCCGCUCGCAUAAGGUAAGUGGCGUAGUGGACUGCGUGUUGCCACAAGAAAAACAAGGCGUGCUAAUCCGGCAUGAUAGCCUCGGUGUUGAUCGUCAUGGGCGCAAAUAUUGGUUUAUUGCACGUCGCAUUUUUAUCGAGGAUCAGGAGAACUUUACAUGCUGGUAUUACAGUACGACAAGUAAGUUAAAAUUGCUGCUCAGUCGACUGGACGCCGAAGAACUGGAAACUCGUCUGCAUAGCCAGAUUACAGAAAGGAGAGACGAAAUCGAGCGCCAAAUGAAACUGACUGAGACCUUAACCAAUGAACACAAACACACGAAGCGUAGUGUUAUCGAAAUCGAACAAGAGGCUAAAAAUGAACUUUUGGAGAAAGAGGUGCUUGACGAGGAUGAAAAAGAUGGUGAUGCUAAAUCUGAGAGUCAAUCUAUAGAGGGAACAAAAAAACAAGAAGAAUGUAAAAUGGUCACGCGUCAAAAAUCCAAUCAGCUGACUAAUGGUACUUUGCAUUUUAAACUUGGCAUGGAGCAAGGAUUUAAGAACUAUGUCAACCAGUAUUCAACAAAUCCAAUUGCACUCAACAAGCCGCAACGAAACGAGGAGCGAGAUAAGCGACGCCAUCUGUCCCAUAAGUUCUCGUUAACGACGGCUUCUGACUUUAAAUGGAUCGGUAUAACCAUGGGAACUACUGACAAUAUGAUAACAACUCUAAGGCAAACAUUGAUAAACUUCGAAUCCAAUAUAGCAGCUUCCUUUUUAAAUAUUAACUGGGUAGUUAACAAAAAAAUUUGGAAUGCUGCGGUGAUGAACGCCCGUCGACCUUCUGAAUUUGCGGUAGUAUUGUUACUUUUUCAAGCGUCCCUUAAGAGCGUUGUUUUUGCCAACGUCUGGCAUGAGCAACUCGGACACACAACUUUGCAACGCAUAACUAGUGCCGAACGAGAGGAGCGAAAAAAACUAGAAAAGCGAGAGAAGCGCGAGCGGGAUGAUGAGGAAGAACGUAAUCGCUUAGCAUUUAACUACAUAAAGUAUACCCUGGGUCUCAAACAUCAAGUCUGGAAGCAAAAAGGAGAAGAAUACCGGGUCCACGGGCAAUGGGGCUGGCUUUGGCUCUCAAGCAGUCGACGCUGUGGUGUUCGUGCACGUCGAGCCCAACCUCUAACACACAAUAGAGUCUACGUACAUUACACCAUGGGAGAGGAAAACGACGUAAAUGAAAUUAUUUUAGUCGACCCACGCACCCAACGGUUUAUGCAACAAUGUGAGUCAAGCAAUGUCGAUGGUCAGGUGUGUCAUUAUUUACCGGACCAAUAUAAAAAUGUGAAAGUUAUAGAAGAUGUUACGGAGAAAAUCAAAGGGCACAUCGACGUCAGCAAAGCGCUAAAUGCUCCAGGCCGUACUUAUUAUUCAAAAGUGGCUCGCAAAUCUAGAUUAGAUGACUUAUUGGAUCGCCGUUUAAAGUUGGCCGAGGUCGAGGAGCAGAUGGCUUCUAAAAUUCCUUCUGAUAUGAAGCCGCUUCUUGUUUCUUCCCAAAAUAAUACAGCCAACAGCAAACAAACGUUUCUAGAGAAGCGUUUACUUCGCCUUACUGAAGUCCAAGCAAAGGGGGGUCCUGCAAACGUAAACUUGGAACUUGUUAAUUCGCUGGCUAAACAAAUUCAAACCGUGCGCUUACAAUUUAGUCAGCUUAAUCGAUUUGCUAAAGUUUUUCGUUGUUAUACAAAGGAGUGUAACACCAAUUCAAAUGCUGUCUCUCAAAUAACCCAAAAUACUUGCUACUCUCCCUUAUGUCUUCAAAAAGCUCGGGCCAAAAAAGAACUUCUUUUGUUGUUACGAAAGGCGCAUACUGCCGGUAAUGGCUCAAAAGAGACAGUUGCCGCUAUUUUGGGCGCUGUUAAAAAGCCAUCUAUUCUCGAGCAGAAGCUGACGGAGGGUAAAAGAGAAUCCACUCAGGUGGCCGUGGAUGAUUCUGAAGAGGGGAAGCCAGCUGAAUCCGAAGCGCCGUUGGAUUUACUUCAAGAUUGGGAACAUGCACGAGCGCACGCCGUUCCUUUUAGCGAUUCUUUAUUGACCGAAUGCAUCCUGGUUGACCAGGAGUGCGUAACCAACACGAAAAUUAAACAAGAGGUGAAUGCCAGUUCCGGAUGCAAUACAACUCCUGACUCGAACACACAAGACUCCGAUAAAAUAGACUAUAUUGAGAGUAUGGACGUUUGUAGUAAUGUUGAAAUUGAGAGUACCGAAGAUUCCAUUGUUACGGGCUUAAACUCUGGUAACGCUGAAGAUGUCGAUAUGACACCUGGAUGGCGGCGAAAGCGUAACCAGAAAUCGAAAAAAAGCUACAUCGGCACUAAAGAUGUGUUGGAUCAGACGUUAGACAAGGAUAUACCACUUAACAAACAGAACCGCAGAUUUCCUAUUACUGCACGUCCGGUUAAGCGCGAAUGUGUCAAAAAAUACGAACGAGAGACAUUUGAGAAUGGAAACGAGCGGGUCUAUUCGACUAGUUCACCUCGGGGUCGUGUAUACCUCCUUAAUGAUGCGGCCAAGUUGUAUGAGCAAGCUGUCAAAACUGAGGAUAAGUCAACGAUAACUAAAAAGCCAUCAUACUCUCGGUAUCCACUUAUAUCCAAUUUUCUUACUCAUAAAAAAAAGCGUAGCCUUUUAGUGCUACCACGAUUUGAGCUCCUGAAGCUGGCUCGUCUGGGUGGAAAAUCAUCGACAAAUGGUUUUCAUCACGCUGCGAAAAAUAACACAAUUUGGCAGUAUCAGUGCUCGCGUCCCCUCUUCCGAACCUGCUGGUCCUACAGAACAUCUAAUGCCACGUCCUUAUCCAGCCUAGCACUUCAGCUUCGAAUAUUGUGGUCGUGUCUCCGCUGGGAUGACAUGAUAGCAAAGCCCCCAUCCACGGAUGGGAAGCAUCAGGUUACUACGGAUACUGAAAUUGUAACAUUGGAAUUGCUCAAACUUCGGCACUCAGGACGCUAUGGUGAAAAAACAAGCUAUUUGCGACGAAAAGUUGUUAUUCCACUUGAAAUGCCGAAGACUGUAAGAGAAGUAACAUCCAUACGGUCCGGACUGCGAAAACGAAAGCGUGCUGAAUCUCCUCAGCCAACCGAGCCACAAAUUACCGAGGAAUGGGUCGACGAAGAUAAAUUGGAGUUAUGGGAAAUUAAAUUUAUGGGAGAAAAACAAGAAAAGGCACGCCUAUCAGCUGUUACGCGAUCUGUAGCAUCCCGUCAAUUGGAGGCAAGUGGUAGUAAUGGUUCCAACACUUCAACUAAUGGAGCUCUUGGCGUCGCCGGACGCGUCCAACUGGCACCCAAGUUGAGUGAAGAUGUUAAAGAAAAAAUGGAACAACAAUUAAAAUUACAGCGCGCUGUUCAUCAGCAGAGAAAAUUGGUUGCAACUGGCGAAAUAACCCGUUCUGUGACACCAGUUAAAGGCCAAGUUAUCGGUAGCAGGCGUGUCAUUGUUAAAAACCCUGAUGGCACAACUCGAAUUAUUCAGCAGGCAGUAACACAGGUUUCAAGAACAGGAGGAGCUAAUACUGCAGCAGCAGCUGCUUCACCUACUGUAGGAGGCUCGACAAGCACUCAAUCAAAUCCAUCCACAUCUACACCGCAUAAAGUACAAAUUAUAAGGGGCCCAGAUGGCAAAGUAAGCGUACGCGGGUUGAAUCCUGGGCAGCAGCUGGUUCAAAUGCCGGAUGGAAAACUCCAUGUGCUGACUACCACAACAUCUUCAAAUUCGGCGGGGCAAGGAAACAAAAUGAAGGUUCCCAUUAAGCCAGCUUCUACUUCGUCGUCACCGGCAAUCAGUUCAGCACAGACUACUACAAAUCCAGUGACGCCAGUGAUAAAGCAAAUUGCAGUUAAACAUGUCACGAAAAAUUCUGCGACCCAAUCCAUAGCAUCAUCCUCGCGCGUAGCCUUACCGCUUGCUCAAAUUAAGAAUAAGUUGUUACUGGCCCAACAGCAGCAGCAAUCAACAUCUUCAUCACCAGCAACUUCAUCAUCCCCUGUGCAAAAGAUAGUGUCGAAAGUGGUUAACACUAGUACCUCUGGGCAAACUCUACAGCAAGUAUUCGUACAGUCUGGGUCAAAACUGGUAGUGGGCCAAAAUGCACAAGGGCAAAAGGUUAUUAUAUCUACAUCGGCGGCACAACAGCAAGGAACAUCACCGGUUCAACAGCAGCAACUAGUACAAUCGCAACCAAUUCAGCAGUCACCACAACAGAUCUCCAUGACACAGGUCGGUAAUCAACCAACGCAAAAAGUAAUUCAGCAAAUUGUUAAUACCAGCAACGUGCAGCAGCAGAUAGUAGUUGGCGGUCAACGGAUUAUCUUAAGCCCCGGUCAAACUAUUGUUACUCAGAGGAAUGUGCCGCAGAGUCAAGCAUUGCAGAUGGUUCAGCAGCAGAUUCAAACCCAGCAGCAGCAGCAACAACAUCAUGUCGUCCAGCCUCAGCAACAAUUCGUUGUUCAAUCAAACCAAAUUGUACAAUCUUCGCCAAGUGCACAAACCAAACUGGUUAAACAGCUUGUGGUUCAACAACAAUCGCAGCAAACCAUUGAAGAAAAAACGCAAAUCACCACGACUGAUAGCAAUGAAACUGGCACACAACAAGUCUUGGUUCCAAAUUCAACUUUAGCCCAGCAGUUAGCACAGGGCAAAUUGCAGGUGGCAACAGUGAAUGGGCAACAAGUAAUCGUAAAACCGUUGGGAAAUAAUCAGGCUCAAAUCGUGGCACAUAUUAAACACCAAGGUGAUGGGAACGCUCACAUCGUUACAAGUAAUUCAGCUACUGCAGUACCUCAAGCUAACCCGCAGACCUCACCAGUCAAGCAACAGGCUCUCCCACCACAAAGUCCACAACAAGUCGUUGUGCAGCAGCAGCAAAUACAUCAACAGUCACCCACAAACUUCGAAAGUGGCGUUACCCCAAUAACUCAGCAGCCGGUUCUCACCCAGGCUGUCCAGGCUCCAGCCCAACAGCAAGCCUUGAGUGUUGAGGAAAGUCUUCUGCAGAAUCAGCCGCCUGGAACAGUAAUUAAAUGUGUCACCGCUCAAGUAUUGCAAACCGAGCAUGGUCCACGUAUAGUAUUGCAAGGCCUGGUGGGCAACGAUUUCACUGCACAACAACUGCAAUUGGUGCAAACGCAGGUGAAGCAGCAACUAAUGAAGGCUCAAGAGUCAAAUGGCAAACUUGGUGUUCUAGGCCCAACAAAAAUAUACUUGGCGGUACAGCCGGAAAAUGCAGUUCAAUCACAGCCACCUCCUCUAACCCCUGUUCACCAAUCGGCUGCGCAUCAGCAAGUUGGUGGCGGCGUAUCAAUAGCUUAUACUCGUAUGAUGAAUUCGAAUUAUUUUGUGCAAGAAAUUGAAGAAGAAGAAGAUUAUGAUGAUGAGAUUAUUGUCGUCUGCAGUCCGCCGAAUCAAAUUGUACCUUCACCUCCCCGUGAAGUAUUCGAAGGUAGAAUUUUAAGAAGUGAAUUGCCGUGCCGCACCAACAAUAAUUUUGAAGAUCAAGACAAUAUUGAGCAGCAUCGCCUAAAAUAUGAAAGUGAAGACCUUAAACGAUGUUCAUUGCAGACCAACAACAUCGAAAUCGACGCCGAUACGCUAGCAACAACUUACGAAGCCAAUUCAACUAUUAAAGAUAUUGCUAUUAAUAAUGGCGAUGAUCAGGAAAACAGUAAAUGUGCAGAAACAGAAAAUUCUAAUAUUACAACUAAUGAGUCCUUUGCCGGUACAUCUUCCCUAUUAGAGGGUUCAGAACAUGAUGAACCAACUAACCUUGCCGGCCUCGAUAUAUCAGAAACAGACUUAGAAAAUAAACAAAACGAAAGCUUCGUUGUUACCAGAGGAUACAUACAGAAGUCUAUUUCAAAUGCUCUGAAACAAGGUAAUUUAAGUCCGGAACUUGAAGAAAAACUUGUUUGUAUGCAGAAGCAACAAGAAAAUGCGAAUUCGACGAAUGAGUGGGAAACAUGCUCAAGGGGCAGUGUGAAUGAGGAAGCACUAACUCCCAGUCGCCAAACUGAUGACACUGAAUGGAAAAUUCGUACUUCCUUAAGACGCCCAAAUGCUAUGACAACAAGCAGCCAAUUUAAUCGAAUUUUAAAAAAAAAUCGGAGCAAGAAUGACGAAGUCGCUGAACUUGGAGAGCAAAAGCAAUCGCAAUUGGAACGUCAUAAAGAAUUGCUUAAAAAAAAUAUUUUGCGCAAGCGUUCCUUAUUAGAGCGUAAUUUACAAAGCGAAAUACACGAAGAUGUAAAAACUAAAGUCCAAAGACAUGUACGCCCCUUAAGUAACGCUUCACCGGAUGAACAAAGCGAAAAUGAGAGAAGUGGCGAACCAAAUUUAGAUUUUAAACGGACAGAGGUGCAGAACCCCAGACAUGGCGCAGGCCGACCAAAAAAGUUGACAAGAAAAAAGGAAAAGUUGUAUUGCAUUUGCCGUACUCCAUAUGAUGACACAAAGUUUUACGUGGGGUGCGACUUGUGCAGCAAUUGGUUCCAUGGGGAUUGUGUCAGUAUUACCGAGGAAGCUUCUAAAAAACUAUCGGAGUUCAUUUGCAUUGAUUGCAAGAGGGCGAGAGAAACGCAACAGCUUUACUGUAGCUGUCGUCAACCAUACGACGAGUCACAAUUUUAUAUAUGCUGUGAUAAAUGCCAGGAUUGGUUUCAUGGCCGUUGCGUUGGAAUACUUCAGAGCGAAGCAGAGUUUAUUGAUGAAUAUGUUUGCCCUGAAUGCCAACGCAAAAACGAUGCUAACGCUGCAAAUAUGAAGAAACUGACUUCAAAUGACGUUGAAGAGCUGAAAAACUUAAUUAAGCAGAUGCAGUUACACAAAAGUGCUUGGCCAUUUAUGGAACCGGUUGAUCCGAAGGAAGCACCCGAUUAUUACAAAGUGAUUAAAGAGCCAAUGGAUCUCAAACGGAUGGAAAUUAAACUCGAAUCAAACACCUAUACCAAACUAUCUGAGUUUAUAGGCGAUAUGACAAAAAUUUUUGACAACUGCCGUUACUAUAACCCAAAAGAAUCAUCCUUUUAUAAGUGUGCUGAAGCACUAGAGUCAUACUUUGUGCAAAAAAUUAAAAAUUUUCGCGAAAAUGUUUUUGACCAAAGAACAUAAGAAAUAAUAGCCCUUGAAAACUUUAGAACAAAUGAUUAUAGUUUAUAAAGACACUUCUAACAAUUUGAAAAACGUCCUUCAGUUAUGUAUUCUUAUUUUGAAUCAAAUGUUAUAUAAACAUAUAUUAUCAAUAAAAACACAUAUAAUUAAUUAUAAUAAAUUAUGUACAUAUUGACCAUAUUUAGUAACGUACACCAGUAUGCAAUAAAUUUCAUAUUCACCAGACAUUUGUAAGAUUAAAAAUAAUUAAGUAAAACCCCCUUUGUACAAAACAUUAAAGUGUAAAUAAACAGCAUGCAUUUCAUUUGAUAUCCUUAUCAUAUGCUGUAGGUUUAAACUUAGGCGUAUGUAACUUGUAAAAAUACAAGCUUAU